AUGAUGCAACCUAUGUCAUUAAUUACUGUUGUGGCUAUAUUAAUACCAGCUUUGGUAACUAUUGCUAUUUGUCUACUCAUAUGUUAUUCACAUAAAAAUAAAAAUGGAAAAUUUCAACAAUCAACACAUCCAGUUAAUGAAUCUCGUCGUAUACAUGAACAAAUAUCACAAGAAUAUUGUUUAGUUGAUUAUCCAUCUGCUUAUCGCUAUCAACAGCAACGUCGUUUACAUGAAUAUCCAUCAAUCUCCGAACAAUCUCCUCCAUCCUAUAAUAAUACUAUCGAACAAACAGGAAGACAACAAUUACCAUUAUUUUCAUCUAUUCGUACAAUACCGUCAACAACGUAUGGUUAUCAGAAUUCACCUGUUGUGAAUCCAUCUAUUUAUACAGCAAAACCACCUACAUAUGCUGAAAUCUUUCUAACAUCAAAUUGA
Messenger RNA from Adineta steineri, 435 nucleotides. Lineage: Eukaryota; Metazoa; Rotifera; Eurotatoria; Adinetida; Adinetidae. The record is from the annotation of a GenBank genome assembly.